ACCCUUCAAAACGUUUUCCUGCAUUAGGAGAGACAGAGAAAUGAGGGAGGAGAGGUGAGAGACUCUCCCAGAGCCGCAGGAAUAAUUGCAGCUUCGGACGGGACAGUUCUCGAUUUCCCUCCCUGGGCGCCCUCACACUGGUGUUUGCCGGCAGAACACGGGGAAGAAGAGCUGGCUCCCGGCCCUCGGGUCUUGACCGGUGAAGGAGACAGGUUCUGGGGAGACGUGGGACUCAUUUCAGUGGUUCCGUCUGGAGAAGCCCAGCGAGAUGCCGGGCCUGCUUUCAGUCUUCCUCUGCUUGCUGCUGCUCUUCAAGUCGGUUGCCCCUGUGACCUUUCGCCACCACCGCUAUGACGACCUCGUGCGGACACUGUACAAGGUGCACAAUGAGUGCCCCUACGUCACGCGGCUUUACAGCAUCGGGCGCAGUGUGAAGGGGAGACACCUCUACGUGCUGGAAUUCAGCGACCACCCUGGAUUCCACGAGCUCUUGGAACCCGAGGUCAAGUACGUGGGGAACAUGCACGGCAACGAGGUGCUGGGCCGCGAGCUGCUGCUGCAGCUGUCGGAGUUCCUGUGCGAGGAGUUCCGGAACGGGAACCAGCGCAUCGUCAGGCUGGUCCAGGACACGCGCAUUCACAUCAUGCCGUCCAUGAACCCGGAUGGCUACGAGGUGGCCGCCUCCCAGGGACCAAACGUUUCUAGGUAUCUGGUUGGCAGGAACAACGCAAAUGGCGUGGACCUGAACCGCAAUUUCCCCGACCUCAAUAGCUACAUCUACUACAAUGAGAAGUAUGGGGGUCCCAACCACCACUUGCCCCUUCCCGACAACUGGAAAAACCAGGUGGAACCCGAGACCCGGGCCGUGAUCCACUGGUUACACUCUUUCAACUUUGUCCUUUCGGCUAAUCUCCAUGGAGGGGCAGUGGUGGCCAAUUACCCCUAUGACAAGUCCCUGGAGCACCGGGUCAGAGGUUUCCGCCGCACUGCCAAGACCCCCACUCCUGACGACAAGCUUUUCCAGAAGCUGGCCAAGGUCUACUCCUAUGCACAUGGAUGGAUGCACCACGGCUGGAACUGUGGGGACUACUUCCCAGACGGCAUCACCAAUGGGGCUUCCUGGUAUUCCCUCAGCAAGGGAAUGCAAGACUUUAACUAUCUCCAUACCAACUGUUUCGAGAUCACGCUGGAACUGAGUUGCGACAAAUUUCCCCGCCAAGAGGAAUUGCAGCGCGAGUGGCUCGGUAAUCGGGAGGCCCUAAUCCAAUUCUUGGAACAGGUACACCAUGGCAUCAAGGGAAUGGUGCUUGAUGAGAAUAAUAAUAAUGUCCCUGAGGCUGUCAUUUCUGUCAGUGGGAUUAACCAUGAUGUCACUUCAAGUGACAAGGGCGACUACUUCCGGCUGCUUCUUCCAGGCACAUACAGUGUCACUGCCUCAGCACCUGGGUUCGACUCAGAGACCGUGAUUGUGACCGUGGGUCCUGGGGAACCAAAAGUGGUUGAUUUCCAACUCAAGAGAAGCAUCCCUCAAGUAACUGAGUUGCCAAAGCAGCACCUGGAGGCAGAGUCUUACCAAAGCGAGUACAGCCCUGGGUAGCCAAGUGAAAGAUACAGAGAGGGCAGCAGCCAAGUCCCGGCCUGAAAUCUACAGCGAUUCACAGUGGCCUGCGGAGCACUUCAGAAAGGCUUUGGUCCUGUCUCCAAUCAAAUGAAGCAUUCUUUCUAUUUUAUUUUCUGGGACAUAUUUAAAUAUAAACGUAUU
This is a messenger RNA of Pteronotus mesoamericanus, 1762 nucleotides long. It is a transcript of the gene CPN1, whose product is annotated as carboxypeptidase N subunit 1. NCBI's taxonomy places the organism in Eukaryota, Metazoa, Chordata, Mammalia, Chiroptera, Mormoopidae. The transcript is spliced from 9 exons. The coding region runs from base 269 to 1597 and encodes 442 amino acids. Gene Ontology annotation, biological process: peptide metabolic process; protein processing. The record is from RefSeq and is a predicted model, not a curated record. Gene Ontology annotation, molecular function: zinc ion binding; metallocarboxypeptidase activity.